AUGCUUCAACCCAAGACACCCACAUCUACAGAGACCACAGCUUCUACAACUCCUAAGGUACUAAUCAUGGUGGUAUUUCUGGUUGAGAAACAACUUAACCUUCAACUCCUUAUGUUGGUUGAAGAAAAAAUGUACCAAGAACUUCAAUCUUUUUGAAAGAGGCUCUACCGCUGAAUAAAAAAAUUGUCAUACACAUGUAGGCUACCGAAUGUUAGCCAGAGAAUAUGUCAUAAUAGACGGAGAAUUCUCCAAUCUCCGAUGCAUAAUGAACCCCCUGCUGAAGGUUUUAGGAUUAUGGCUAGGUUUGUGGUUACUUUUCUUGAUUUCACUCAUAAAUAUUUUGCUGUCUUCAUAUCAGACAUCAUAUUAGUUAACAUGUCUAAUAACUUUGAAAUCUGUGGAUGAAACAGAGUGUUUCAUUUGCAGGUGCGCAGGAGUGCAAGUAAAAUUAUUUUUGUACAAGAACAUGUGUAGAUCCAGUUUGGUCAAGUUUCACGUCAUUAUAAUUGCUUAUAAACGUGGAUAUCUUUAAUCAUUAUUACAUCCUAUAAAUGACCCAACGAUCACCUUCACUUGUAUUUUGCCAUUGUUUUCUGGCAUUUUAAGUUCUUCACUGUCUGUUGUCUAGAAUAAUCAGACUCAACUGCAAGAACUUGCAGUUACCAUUCAUCAGCUCAGAUUUGCCCUCUGAGAGACUGUAAGACACUACUUUCAUCUUACUGCUACAUGCAAGUAAGAUGAUAGGUAUCAAUAAAAGAAAUCAUGCCUUUUGUGUUUUUCAAAACACAGAGUAUAUCAGCUCUUGGUAGAAGAUCAUGUGGACUGCGAAGGCCAUCAACUCCAUUUGUGUCACCUGUGAUGAAACGUCCCUAUGAGGGGAGUAGCAAGGUAGAAUACAGUCAACUCUCUCUAAGAUGGACACCUUUGGGACUGGCACUAAGUGUCCUUCUUAGAGAGGUGUCCGUCUUAUAGAGAGUCAAAUAAAGGGAGUAAAGAAAGGCGGGGACCAACUCUAGGUGUCCGUUUUACAGAGGUGUCCGUUAAGAGAGAGUCGACUGUAAUAAUUAUAUUGAUAAUGACAAUAGCAAGCAGAAAAAUGUACAGCACCUUGUUGGGGUUUUGUGUGCCUCAUGUGAAGGGUUGCAACAUAAAAUUAUUGAGUACAAUAAGGUUGGGCUCUAAUAAAGUUUUGAAGGGAGCCCACACCUUUCAUGGAAAAACUAGGAUUUCCUAGUCACUUAAAGAUACAACUGUUAGUUGCUAAGGGCAACUGAGCACAGCUGGGAUUAUCAUAUCUGAAACUGUUUCAUUGGAUAAAAAUCUUCUUGAAUUCAAUAAUAUUAUUUAUAGUGUAAACAUGUAGCAAGAGAGACACUAAUUUCGUUACCUUGAGAUGAUUAUAAACCACGGUUAAACACUCAAAUUAGAUGUCUUAUUUUACAUCUCAGACCCAAGAUUUUGACAAGGCACAAAACUCAAUAGAACACUUUUGUUGUGCUUGGAAAAAAUUGCCUUAGUUGGAACCUUUUGUCAGCACUGGGAAAGUCAUAGUGUUUAGAAAUAAUUAUAUAGUUUAGUUACAGUCAAAACUCAAAAAUUAUCAGUAAAUCACUGCAAACAAAACCUCUAUUAAGCAACUCUUUGUGGUGUUAAAGGUGCCAAAUUUAUAAGCAUACUGCUCUCAACAAAAUGGAAACGUAGCAUGCACAAUCUUAAACCUAAAUAACUUAAAAUAAUAAUCUUAAAAUGUCGUUACUUUGCAGGAAAUUUACAAUACACCUAAAAGAAGCAGGCAAGAUUAUGGAAACACUUUGUUAAAGGCACCAACGGACUUGUGUUCUAAGAAAGGCGAUCAAAAUGAACAUUCACAUGAGUUACUUGCAAGAAAAAGAGAGUUAGUAAAAAUCAUCCAAACAAAGGAGGAAUCUUUGAGAAAACUAAAACUUGUCAAGAUGUACAGGAAUAAG
Molecule: messenger RNA, 1967 nt
Organism: Porites evermanni
Lineage: Eukaryota; Metazoa; Cnidaria; Anthozoa; Scleractinia; Poritidae
Source: the annotation of a GenBank genome assembly